Didymosphaeria variabile is the source of this 633-nucleotide messenger RNA. RefSeq lists its product as uncharacterized. The transcript is spliced from 2 exons. Gene Ontology annotation, cellular component: mitochondrion. The record is from RefSeq and is a predicted model, not a curated record. Bases 1 to 633 code for a protein of 210 amino acids. Lineage: Eukaryota; Fungi; Ascomycota; Dothideomycetes; Pleosporales; Didymosphaeriaceae.
AUGCCUACACAACAACGUUUUGCGACCGAACCACCACCAAUAGCUCCAAACUCUCAAUCGCGUAUUGAACGCUUCAAUCGCCGGCUACCAAAAUUCCUCCAUAAAUAUACAAAUGCACUCGGCUCAGCGCCCGUCUCCCACAUUACCGCCUUCCUCAUCCUCCACGAAAUCACCGCCAUUGUCCCACUCCUUGGUCUCGCAGCGACGUUCCAUUACACGCACUGGUUACCAGGAUGGUUCACAGAAGGUGCUUGGGCGUUACAGGGUGUCGAGCGGUUCGGGAAGUACUUCAAGAGGAAAGGUUGGAUCAGGAGCGAGGAAGCUAGCGAAGCGGAACUCGAGGUGGAGAUGCGUACCAGGGACAAGGCGUGGGACAUCGGAGAAGGCGGAGUGAGGUUAGUCGUGGAGUUCGCGACGGCAUACACAAUCACGAAGGUCCUUCUACCGUUUAGAAUCGUGGCGAGUGUUUGGGCGACGCCGUGGUUCGCAAGAAAGACUGUGGUGCCGUUGCUGGCCAAGUUCAAGGACAUCUUUCGAGGAAGGAACGGAAAGAGAGGCCAGGCAGGCGAUUUGGGCACCGGAGCUACUAAGUCGGACGCCAUUUCCAAGAACGGAGGCAAAGGUCUUGGGUGA